Messenger RNA from Yarrowia lipolytica CLIB122, 570 nucleotides. RefSeq lists its product as uncharacterized. Gene Ontology annotation, biological process: folic acid metabolic process; tetrahydrofolate biosynthetic process; glycine biosynthetic process. The record is from RefSeq and is a predicted model, not a curated record. Gene Ontology annotation, molecular function: dihydrofolate reductase activity; NADP binding. Gene Ontology annotation, cellular component: mitochondrion. NCBI's taxonomy places the organism in Eukaryota, Fungi, Ascomycota, Dipodascomycetes, Dipodascales.
AUGCCUCCUUCAACUACGCUCAUUCUGGCAGCCACAGUGCCCCGAUAUGGCAUCGGACUCAAUGGAGGACUUCCAUGGAGACUAGCCAAAGAAAUGAAGUUCUUCAAACAGGUGACUACAGCCCAGAAGAACGCCGUCGUCAUCAUGGGACGAACCACCUGGGACUCCAUUCCCCCCAAGUUCAGACCUCUUCCUGAUCGAACCAACAUUGUUCUCACUUCUAGACCCAUGACUGACGCUCCCGAGGAGGUUGUAGUCGCCCGGUCGUUCGACGAAGCGCUUACAAAGUGCCCCGAGGAUUCUACCGUUUACGUCAUCGGCGGAUCUCAGGUUUACAAGACCGCGCUGGUCCACGAACAUACAAAGGCCGUGCUUUUGACAGAAAUUACCUGUCCCGACGGCCACGUGGAAUGUGACACCUUCUUCGAGGGCUUUGACCAGGGUCUGUGGAAGAAGCAGCCUUAUGAACGUCUCCAAGACUUUGUGGGAGACAAGGUGGAGCUUCCUGGACGAGAUACUCCUGUGGAAGAGAAGGGCUUUUCUUUCGUUUACACCUUGUGGGAGAAAUAA